AUGGUUGCUUUGAAACCUGCCCUUCUCGUUCUUCUCACCCUCGGCAAUGAGGCCCUUGCGGUCAAUUCUGACGUUCUCUGCACCAGUAAACUUGGCACUGCAAGCAUUGCGUCUAACAAAAUUCCCCGGGCUACCACCACCAUCAAAAACCAGGUCACUGUCAUCAAGAGGAUUAUCCGCAAAACCAACGUUAUUGUGGUUCCUCAACCUCGUACGACAACUGUAACCGAGACGGCAAAGAGCACCGUCACAACAGAUGCUGCGCCUGAUGUCGAAGUAGCCACCAGCGUUAUCACCAGUACGCAAACCCAAAGGGUAACUUCCUAUACUACAACGACUUCGACUUCGACCUCAUAUACUACCACAACAAAAUGGAGUACCAAGACCAUCGCUGCCCCGAUAGGCUUUAAGUAUCUCAAAAGCUCUGACAGCCAGUGGGUACCAAAGAAGCUUAAAGUCAGAAAGAACCAAGAAGUCUUUCCUAUCAUUCCACCCGAGUCUUUACAUGUUCAGCGAGUGGACUGUACCAAGAGGGUUCCUUCGACUACUAUCAAAACUGUCACCACUACCAUCCCAGGUCCUCGUAAGACUCUGGCGCCCAAGACAAAGACCAAAAUGACCACAACCACUGAGAUUGUCACCCACACAAACUACCCUCCCAAGGUUACCGAGACCAUAUUGGAAACAGUCUCACCGAUCACUGUAGUCCGGGAUACAGUCACUCGCCAGGCCCCCUCAGUAUCUACCGAAAUAAUCACCGUUGAAACUAUUCUACCUGCUCCAGACUUUUACGAAGCCUGCGGAGCAGAUGCCUUUAUAUCAAGUGCCAAUGGCGGUAAUGAUAUCAAUUUGGCUCUAAAUCUAGGGGCUCUCGCAGAUGGUAUCGGCGGUGAUGCAGCUAAUGGGGCUUACAACUGCUGCGUCGAGUGUUUGAAACGACCCAACUGUUUAUUGAGCAUGACAGUAGGCGGCAGUGAUUGCAUUCACUACGUGCCAUCAGGAACCUCAAACGUUUGCCCUAAUGGCCAAGCGAUGUGGGCUUACUACUAUUCGCUUCCAAAUAGCCCACCGAGCAACACGUAUGCGAACGGCCCUUGCGGAGCAAUGGAAAACAUGGGCUUGCAGUAG
Messenger RNA from Fusarium pseudograminearum CS3096, 1128 nucleotides. RefSeq lists its product as uncharacterized. The coding region runs from base 1 to 1128 and encodes 375 amino acids. The record is from RefSeq and is a predicted model, not a curated record. Lineage: Eukaryota; Fungi; Ascomycota; Sordariomycetes; Hypocreales; Nectriaceae. The transcript is spliced from 3 exons.